Messenger RNA from Pichia membranifaciens NRRL Y-2026, 1026 nucleotides. RefSeq lists its product as hypothetical. The coding region runs from base 1 to 1026 and encodes 341 amino acids. The transcript has a single exon. The record is from RefSeq and is a predicted model, not a curated record. NCBI's taxonomy places the organism in Eukaryota, Fungi, Ascomycota, Pichiomycetes, Pichiales, Pichiaceae.
AUGGUUUUGCACAACGACAAAUGGAAGUACAAGGCGAAACGAAACUAUGAGCGGAAGCACGCUAUAAAAUCCGCAAACAAAAGCUUCACAAAGGAGAAAACUGCCAACGGCAGCACAGAUAACGACGGCGAAAGUGACAGCGGCAGUGACAACGAAGGCUCUGGCUCUGAUUCCUCGCUGGAGAGUGAAGAGAAAGAUGCCGGAAGCGAUGAUGAGUUCAAGAGAAGAAGUAAAAAGAAUGCAAAAAGCUCCAAUUCGUGGCGGUUCGAAGAUCCUAUUGUAGAUGAGACGAUCCUCAAAGAUCCAGAAUAUAUUGCACGUUUAGAGGCCAUUAAGGUCGAAGAAGAGAACCGAGCCUCCUACAUGCGUAAUUUGGUGAACGAUAAGUUGAAGACUGCCGGGGAGGCAGACGAGGUGGAUCUCGAUAACAAGUACUCCACUCCAAAAGAGAUUAAAAGCAUGAAAAAAUUCAAGCAAACCGAUCUACAGAACUGGAAGUUUGAUGACAACUUGAGCGAUAGUGACGAAGAUGGUGAGGCUUUUGAACCGGAGGUACGAGACUUCACCCCGGAGGAACGAGAGAAGUUUCUAGCUCUUCAGAAAAAAAUAAACCACCAGAAAGACGUAGAAAAAAUACGCAAUCGCAUGGAUCAGCUGAACAACAAAUCGAAGCCCACGAAAGCGAAGGUGCUAGAGUUACACUCAAAGGCGGGGCGAGACAAAUACAAAGCAGCGGUGGACAAAAACUUACGCAACGCCCACGACAAGAUCGAUACCGAUGAACUUGACAACCUCGUGCAGAGGAUGAUCGGAGUCGAUCUCAAGGCUCACGAGCAACCCGAGCUGCGCAAAACCGACCAUGGCCAGUUCGAUCUUGACACCAUGCUCCAAAGCACUAGUGGGACCGCAAAGUCGGAAAGCAUCGGACAACGCACUGUUCCCAGCACGGGGACUACCGCUGCAAAGAAAGCUACCGUUGUGCUGGAAACCACGGAGUUAGACGAUUUCCUUGACUCUGUUCUGUAA